Messenger RNA from Osmia bicornis bicornis, 2514 nucleotides. RefSeq lists its product as uncharacterized. NCBI's taxonomy places the organism in Eukaryota, Metazoa, Arthropoda, Insecta, Hymenoptera, Megachilidae. The record is from RefSeq and is a predicted model, not a curated record. The transcript has a single exon. The coding region runs from base 83 to 1282 and encodes 399 amino acids.
UAACAGUUCGCUCUCAGUUGGUAGCGUGCACUGUCAGUUGCCAGAUCGACGGAAUUGUCGCGUUCGUUUUAAAAAUUUCAACAUGUGCGAACAGGUGGUCGAUUACCGAGUCUGUCUGGACCCUCUGAUCGAGAAAGUAACUUCGAAUCUCAAUCUGAACUUCGACAACGUGCAUUAUGAAUUAUCCACGCCGGACGAUUCGUUCUUUUUUUCGGACAUGUUCUUCGUGAAGAUCACAGUGAACCAGAGCGAAGGAAAGAAGGAGACGAUCAACAUUGUGGUGAAGAAACCUUCGCAAAUGGAUCACGUGAGAGAGGUGUUGGAAUCAGACGCUCAGUUCCACAAUGAGAUACUCUUCUACGAAAAGUAUGCGAAAGGAGACAACGAAUUACCUCGUUGCUAUUACACAGAAGAUAAACCUCCCCUGGAUACGGUGAUCCUUCUCGAAAAUAUCACGCAACGAGGUUACAAAUUAAGUCACUGCAAAUUCAACGUCCCUUUAGAGUAUACUCUGGCGGCAUUCCGAAGAAUCGCGCGAUACCAUGCAAAGGGUUACGCGAUGAAGGAACAACAUCCAGAUCAAUUCUUCGACAUCGUUAGUAAGAUCUGGCAGACCAGGUUCAACCAGGACUCUACCUUGAAAGGUAUAUUAAAUACCACGGUGACAAGGCCGGUAGAGUACCUCCGUAAAACCGGUUUCGAAAAGGAUUUUUGCGACAAAUUCGAAGAGAAAUGCCAAGAUAUAUUUAACAACGUGAUGCUGAAAAUAGUGGAACCGGAGGAACCUCUGGCAACGAUAUGCCACGGUGAUUUCACCAUGAACAACACUUUCUUCAAACGAGAGAACGGUCAGCUGAACGCUAUGCUGAUUGACUUUGCUCUGAUGAGAUAUGGGUCACCGAUCAUCGACCUGUCCACCUUUCUCUGCCUCCAUUGCACCGAAGCGCUCGACAAGAACCUGCUGGACAACGUUCUAAAGGCGUAUCACGAUGCUCUUAUAGAGUGUCUCAAGGAACACGGUGCAGAUUGCGAAAAGUACUCGUAUCAGGCUUUCUACGAAGACUACAAGAAGAGAGGUAUCUUUGGCUACUUCAUAGCAGUGUUCUUCUUGAGCAUGGUGAUGAACAAGGCCACUACGCCUCCCGAUGAACUCAUGAAAAUGACUCCGGAAGAAUCAGGCUUGAUAUUGCGCGAGCUAGGCGGAGAUGAGGUCUCGGAAAUAUUAGCGAACAUGUUGUUGAAGUUGAAAGAAUUCGGAUGUUUGGAUGAUAUAAUUUCAUAAUUAGUAUAAUCUCAUGAAUCGUGUUGGAAGAAAACCGAAGCAAGAUAAAUGAUGAGGAAAAUGAUGAGCGUUGACAUUGAAUCGUCGCUUUGUCGAUGCUAUAGUGGUGAUUAAUUAUAAUGGUUCUAAUGAGACUGAACAUAGUAAAAACGAGAGAAAAACAAAUUGCAUGCGAAUAGUGAAACAGCGAUUCGAUACAGUCGCUAUCAGUAUUUUCGGUUCGUUUGGAGAAUUAGUAUUUUUCUUGAAAAGAGAAUGAACAGUGCAAGCGGAAAUCUAUCUAGGAAUCGAUCGAAGUUGAAACGUUUCGUUUUCAAGAUGAUACAGGAGGGAAACAAGGGUAACAGUGCGGGUAAACGGUUGUUUAGAGGAACGUGUACGCUCGGUCUGACGAAAAUAAAGCUUGCUGGCACGAAGCGUCGGUACGAUGCGCGAAAUUAUUCUUCCGCCCAUGCAACGACGUAUCUGCCUUUCAAAUAGAGCCACUCCUCCACGCGAGCGUGGAAAAACUUUGUCAUUUCCAUAUAUUUUCCCGGACUGGCAGCAACGUCUCCCGGGAAAUUCACUUACGCUUUAACCUGAAUUUUAAGCCCGUUAAAUUUUGCUCGUCGUCGCGUGUACGCGCUUUUCCAUAGACAGGAAGAGGAAGUAAUCUUGCAAGGAUGCUUUGGAUGCUCCAGAGAUUAUGUUUCAACUAAAUGCUAAACGAUCGUUGGAAAAAAAAAUUUAACUUGUAUGAUAAUGUCAUUGGUGUAUAUGUCUGUGGAAAUGUUAUUGUAAAAAUUGCAUAUCUAGCAUAAUACUAGCAUUCCUAGUAUUAAUAAAGAAGUAGCCUAGUAGUAAUAAAAUAAUGUAUAAAUAAGACUAGAUAAAAUUUAAAAUUUAAAUUUAAAAUAUUUGCGAUUUUAUAUCUUCUGUAUAAAGUAAUUAAAAACCUCUGUAUUAUGCCAUUCGAUUAUUGUCUAAUAAUCGUGUUUGACCCAGGUCACUGUUAAUAGUAUUAUUGUCUUUAUUGUCGGCUAUCGUGCCUUCCAUAUCUGCUCUGUGUACAUAAAUUUUUAUAUCGCAUGAGAGUUCCUUAUUUAGCGCUAUCUAAAGUACUUCACACUUUUACCACGGUUAUAAAUAUUAUCACCAUUCUUAUGUUUACUUACUGAUGUUAAUGACUUUAUAAUACUGAUCAAAGUUAUAAUUAAAAAUAUACAUUAAACAAUAAAAACUGUUGCAUUAAA